UUGAAGUAAAGAUGAAGCGUCUUCUGAAAUUUCCUUCUUCCAUACAACCACCAACUGCUGAAGAACUGCUAAAAAAUUUGCCUUGGCUGCAUAAUGCAGAGAAGCGGAUUGAGUUCAUUAAGUACAGAGCAAAACUGCUUUACUUUGAUUAUGGCGAUGUUGUUGUGCACCAAGGAGAACAGCCACGAGGGAUUCAUCUAAUUGUAUCAGGAAUGGUUAAGCUUCAUGGUGUCAAACCCUCACUUGGAACCAGCAGUAAGGGCCUAGAUACAGACGAUGAUGAAGAUGAAGAUGAUUAUCUGACAGACAAAGCCAAGCCCACCUUCACAGAUUACAGAAGCAGUGGAGCCAUAAUUGGAGAGCUGAACUGCCUAACUCAGCAAAGGAUGGAAGUGACCGUUACUUGUGAAACUGUAGCACAGACUUGUUAUAUCUCCAUUGAUGACCUCUUUGAGGCUUUUGAUGUCUUCUCUGAAUUUCCUUCUCUUGAAUAUAAAAUCUGGUUGGCAUUGGGUAUUCGUAUUGCUGUAGGUAUUAUGAUGGAGGAUAUUACAUAUCAGGAUUGGACAUAUAACAGUGUCUGUGCUUACCUGGUUCGUUCUUAUAUAGUGGAUAUAGAAAAAAAUAACAAAUUUGAUCUUUAUGAUGGGACUGUAGAGGAUGCCUUUCUUGUUUAUGGAAGCGCUGAGGAUGUGCAGUCACAGAAACAAUAUGAUGCUCCUUGUUAUAUUUCCAAAACCACUCACCAGGUGCUGGGAUUAGCUAAUAUCAAUAAAGUACUGGUUGUCGGUGCAGGCGUAAAGGAUUUAGAAGAAUGUAGAUCUGGCCCUUGCCUUCAUCAAAUACAGCCACAUACAUCUGGAACCCAUUUUGGAGAUACCUUUAGUGGCAGCCAGAUGGAGCUCUACAACAUGGAUUCCUCAUCCAACAAACUGACAACACAAGCAUCAAUGAUGUUUCGCACGCUAAGUCCUCGAUUGGAGGGAGGCCGUCUCCAAACUGCCACAUCAAUUGCAAAUGUAAAGAAGAUAUAUUGAUUGAAGAGAGUUUUUAACAUUCAGAUAUUGUAUUUAAGUAAUACAUCAUUUCAUAUUAUCACACAAUGU
Messenger RNA from Hypanus sabinus (Atlantic stingray), 1106 nucleotides. Its product is annotated as sodium/hydrogen exchanger 10-like. The coding region runs from base 12 to 1037 and encodes 341 amino acids. NCBI's taxonomy places the organism in Eukaryota, Metazoa, Chordata, Chondrichthyes, Myliobatiformes, Dasyatidae. The record is from RefSeq and is a predicted model, not a curated record. The transcript is spliced from 8 exons.